Messenger RNA from Bufo gargarizans (Asiatic toad), 1882 nucleotides. It is a transcript of the gene CIMIP1, whose product is annotated as chromosome 6 C20orf85 homolog. The coding region runs from base 95 to 451 and encodes 118 amino acids. The transcript is spliced from 4 exons. The record is from RefSeq and is a predicted model, not a curated record. NCBI's taxonomy places the organism in Eukaryota, Metazoa, Chordata, Amphibia, Anura, Bufonidae.
CCCCGCAGCACGGCUCCCAGCAGGGCAAACACGGCAAUCUUGUGGCCCAGGACAUGAUCUGGUAACAUACUGCUGCCUCUUAUCUGUGUACAUAAUGGGUCGGAGGGGGAAGGCGCAUGUGAAAAAGGAGCUGGAAACCACCAAGAUGUGGCCAGAAAACUGGGGGUUCUUCACUACACCCUACAAUAAGCUGAGAACUGAAAAUGUCAUGGAAGCAAAGGAGGCGGUGCAACAAAUAAAAGUUCCUAGCCACAUGAAGGUUCGGACAGUCACCCCAAUGGAACAGUACAUAAAGGUUGAGCCAUCUCCUGCCCUCCCUCAAACAAGCCAAGGCCUGAUAGGCUGGAGAUCAACUGUCCCAAACCUGCAACUGGAACGUUACGGCAGAACCCGGUACCUUAAGGGUGAUUUUUGCAAAAGCAUGAACUGGCCGGCCGAAGGGAUCGCCUGAAUGUAUCAGUUGUCUGUCUUUCCCCCCACCAAGGCCAAAUGGAAACACUGUAACAGUUGUGGAAUAAACUGAGGCCAUAAAAAGUCAAAAAGUAAAAUUUUUGUACAUUUUUUUUUUUUUUUGCUUGUUCUGCAGCAAGAUGAGAAAAAAACACUGGAGGAGAUAAGUAAAUGUUAAAAAUCUGCAUAGAGAGUGAGCAACGAGAGCAAACAUUGUAGCGGAAAACCUGAUUUACGGGCGCCUCGCCUCCAGCCUAGUAUCCCGCUAUUUACAUUAUGGCAUUAAAGGUUAGUGCAGCUUUAUGCUGAUUGAAGUGAGGCUCCAGGCGGAGAGUUUAACACUUCCAUCCUACAAGUCAACACAUUCAGAAAAUGGGUUUUCAAGGAAGUGGCAACAGCGGGGCAGGCACAAUUAUUUCAUGUUAACUUGUUGACGGCCUAAUGUUUUAAUGAGACUCCGAGAUGACCACGUUUGUCUUCAGUCUUCAGUCAAGAAUCAGAGCAGACAUUAGAGAUUGCCUUGAAUUAGAAAAAUAUGUCUGCUUUCUUCCAAAAACAGCGCCACAGCUGUCUACAGGUUGUAUGUGGUAUUGCACUUCAGCUACAUUCACUUCAUGGGUUGUGCCUGGAAUAGCUCAGCUCUAGUGGGCUGCUGUGGUGCUGUUUUUGGAAGAAAGUGGCAAAGUUUUUCUAAUCUUGGACAACCCCUUCAAGUUUGAUAUAGCAUGGAGGAGGCAGGGAGCUGUGAGAAAAGUAUGAAUAUGGGGCCCCUUAUGUGGAAGGUUCUUAAAGGCCCAGUCCACUUUUAUGCAAAGUGUUGUUUAAUGGAAAGUUUUAAAACUUUCUAAUAUACUUUGUCUUUCACUACUUCAGUGUACCCAUGAUUUCAGUGAAUUGAACUAGACCUGUUCAGACCAAAAAUUUCACAUAACUGAAGGCUUGUUACAAUUGUAUCUAGUCUAGACAACCUUCAGCAGCAAAAAUCUCUUGACAAUGUAUCAAUGUAGGUAAAAUGUAUCAGUGUGUAUCAAAUGUAUCAUGUAUUUUGCUGAAUGGACGCAAUUGUAACAAACCUUUAACAUAGUCAGACACCACCAGGCACCACCGGAUUCCCAUUCACUAUAAUGGGAUCUGGCAGGAAUCCGGCAGGUUUCUGGCAUAAAUGGCAGCUUUUGAUCAGAAAUAUACCUAUUAUAGUGUCUGGCUAUGUGGAAUAUAAAAUCCUCAGACUACCAGAGUUGCCAAUGUUUGGUAUUGCCACGUCCGUAAUGACCUGGACUACAUAAAUAUCAUGUAAAUUAUCCCCUAUGGUGAACGCCGUAAAAAAAAAAGACAGAAUUGUUCAAAAAUUGUUCCGCAAUCAAAAAGCGUCAUUUACUCCAAAAUGAUACCAAUGAAAAAUAAACGUCCCGUUAAAAUCAAGCCCUCACAC